UGUGUGCAGUUGACCGCACGGCACGCUACUUCUCCGGUACCUAGUUCCUGCGUGGAUGCUUUUGUAAUCAUGAGUUGGGAUAACGAUAGUGUGAUACAAUUGAUUGAAGCAUAUAAACUUAAAGAAAUAUUGUGGAACCCUCAGAACCGCAACUAUUAUAAUAGAUUAUUGAAAAAAGAUGCUUGGAAUGAAUUAGAGACCGAAUUGCAACGUCCGUCAGAAGAAAUAAAGAAAAAAUUGGAUUACUUGCUUUCGGCACUUCGUCGAGAAAGACAAAAGAUAGCAAAAUCCAAGACAACAGGUCAAGGUGCAGACAAUGUUUAUCAACCAACCUGGUUUGCAUUUGCACAUUUAAAAUUUCUUCUUAACAGAAAUAAACCUAGAGCUGGAAGACUAAAUACCGCAAGCCCAGAUGAAAAUCACUUUUCUCAUGAAGAAAAUUUGGAAGAUUCAAAUUUAGAGCGUCCUCUUUCGCGUGUAUCAAAUAUUAAAAGGUCUCUGUCAUGGGAAUCGAAUAGUCGAAGUGAACCUGAACAUUUUUCCGCUCCAACGAGGCAACGUGGUGUGCAUGAUUUGUUGAUUGCAAAAAAACAGAUGGAUGAAGCUUUUUCCGUUAUUAUAAAUAGAUGUAAAGAAAAUGAAGAAGAAACAAACGAGUGUGAUUUGUAUGGCCAGUUACUUGCUCAAAAAAUGAAAACAUUGGAUACUGAUGAUAGACAUGUUUUAAUGAACGAAAUUGAUAAUAUUGUGUUCAAAUAUGUUUCAAAUGCUAGAAAAAGAAGCAGUUUAGUGAGGACCGACUGCUUGCCAUCUAAACGAACGAACGAGUCUACGACUGACGGUUAGCAACCUGAAUUUUUGAGUUUCCGUCGUAGACUGACGGUUAACAAACUACGGUUAACAGAUUCUCCCGGACCAUCUGUAUUGAUAAACCUCCAGUUGCCUCGCAAAGACAUGAAAAAAAUUCGCAAUCAAUUUUAAGUUGUUAUGAGGUGCCAUUCAGAACAUCAACAUUAUUUGAAACGGAGACACAAGCACAUACCUCAGAACAGCUAUGCCAUUCAAGUUCAUAUACCUGAAUCUCAUACAUCACCGGAGACCGGAGUCAUCAGUUGCUAAUUAUUCAUUAUAUAGUGCAAAGAAAAAUAUUUACUAUGAUUUAAGGUUGCAAGUACCUCAAAAGAUAAAUACAGAGAAUCAAAGAUGCCUUAUAAUAAUAAGUUAACGAAUAACUUAA
This is a messenger RNA of Colias croceus (clouded yellow), 1237 nucleotides long. RefSeq lists its product as uncharacterized. The transcript has 3 exons. Lineage: Eukaryota; Metazoa; Arthropoda; Insecta; Lepidoptera; Pieridae. The coding region runs from base 70 to 846 and encodes 258 amino acids. The record is from RefSeq and is a predicted model, not a curated record.